AUGAAUCGAAAAACUGAUAAACCUAAACCACCCCCUAGACCUAAACCAAAACCCAACCCAAUCCCAAAGCCAGCUCCUAAACCAAAGUCAAUUUUAAAACCACCUCCAUCCAAAACAAAAUUAUAUGAAAGUACUAUAGCAGAAAGAGUAGCAAAAAGAAGAGCUUUACAACCUAGAGUCAAAAUAAUCGAAGAUUCGACUAAUGAUGAAAGCUACAAUGAAGAAGAGAUUGAAAUACCUGAACCCCCAAUUCAAAAACCAAGUAGAAGUGUACUUCCCAGUCUACAACUUCCUCCAAUGUCAUUACGAACGGAACCAGGUCCAAAAAGUGCACCUCCCGAAAUAGUCACAAUGGAAAUACCCACUAUAGAACCAGAAAUGCAAACAAUAAAUGCAUUAGAUCCUCCAGCAAGUGGAAGCGAUAGUAGCUCAGAAGAAGAAGAAUUAUGCCUAACAAAAGAAGAAAUAGCUAAAACAUUAGACAAGUCAAUAAUACAAUUUAAUGAAUACUUAUCAAAUCGCCCGAAUUCAAUAAGAAUUUCACCAAGAAAUUGGACAACAAAUUCUGAUGGAAACGACGAUGAAGAAAUACAUAAAACAGCAAACGAAAUAAUAACUGGAGAUCACUCAGAAUUUUCCAAAAAACUAGAUUUUUAUUGA
Leptopilina boulardi is the source of this 660-nucleotide messenger RNA. RefSeq lists its product as uncharacterized. The transcript has a single exon. NCBI's taxonomy places the organism in Eukaryota, Metazoa, Arthropoda, Insecta, Hymenoptera, Figitidae. The record is from RefSeq and is a predicted model, not a curated record. The coding region runs from base 1 to 660 and encodes 219 amino acids.